AUGGCAAGCUUUUUUCCCUUUCAAUGCUGCUCCGUGACGGAGCCAAAGCAUGAACAGGAUGUCGAAGAGAUUUUUGACGACUUCCUCUUCCGUGGUGGGCACCGUCGAUUUGAUGAGUUCGUGAAAUCGGAUGUCGACGACCCUCAGCCUGAAACAUCAGUCACCAGCAUCACAAUGGCAGAUGACCUCGCCAGUGACAAGACGGUAUUCUCGUCUGACAGUUCGCAGACCGAGUCCUACCUGGAGGAGCCUUCGACAUUGUCUGCUGCAUUCGACCGCUUCGAAUUGCUGGAGGCUGCCCACCUCGCCGACGGCAAAGCAGACGAAAUACCUCACCUGGCGAUAUUGGGAACCGGUGGACUGACCAGAUUACGCACCGUUGCAGCACAAUACGAGGCAUCGCUCCAGAAAAUCAACAUUGUCCCGUCCAGCAUGCCUGUCUUCGGAGCACUUCCCGACUAUGAUUUCGAGUACGGCUUGGAGCUCCAAAGUCAUUCUUUCAUGCUGGUCGUCACGGUCACGUGGCAUCUUGGCAGCAUGGAUGAGCUGCUCCGCUACGCGGCGCUGUACAUAAGCAAGGACUGUUCCCCUGGUUGGGAUAGCACCGUCAACAAGGUUGAGCCUUUGGGACAGCAAGCUGCAGCGGAGGCAGUUUGGCGCGUGCACGGGGUUGAUGGUGUUGGAGUGAAGACCGAUGACGUGCUUCGUCGCAACUGGCUCAUUCCAGAGAAGCGUUCUCCCUAUGAUGCGUGGGUUGUGGAGGCAUCGGCAACGGACCAGGAUGAGCCUGUCGGCUCAUCGCUGCCACCUGUGGAUGAUGGCCAUGUACGUGCUUCAGAUGUAUUGAAGUUCACAGCUCUGACCGGUGACCGCGGCGAAGGCGGAGUCGGAUUCGCGUUGAAGGUCCGACAUGUUUUGACCGUGUCACCCGGAUCGCUGAGCAUGGCGUUGAUGCGUUUCAUGCCGAAGUGGGCCCUCCGGAAAGCGCUUGGCUCAGCUUUGGAGCGUGCUGUGCGCAUGACGCCUCGCAAAUCGAUCAACCACGAGCACCUGAAAGCGACCUUGGACAUUUUGAAGAGCAUGCGCUACCAUCGAACUGAGAAGAAACCCUGGCUGGACGAAGAAGGGAACAUCAUUUGGUCUUUGGGACGGCUGCGCGUGGCCAGGAUCGUGCUCAGCCAGACCUUUGAGAUGCUAAUGGGCUUGAUCAUCCUUGUGAACAUGGUCUGCAUCAUCAUAGAGGCGAACACUGAUGCGGACUGCUAUCCGGGUUACACCGAUGAUUAUAGCGCAUGUCCAAGGAGGAGUGGGAACAUAGCAUGGCUCGGCAUAAUGAACGUUGUUUUACUCACGAUCUACUUGCUUGAGAUGGGUGCGCGCAUCUUUGUCGAGCGACAAGGUUUCUUUUGCAAUAAGUGGAACCUGGUAGAUGCGUCGACCGUACUCCUGGGGUGGACCAGUGUAGUAUUGACAGCCACAGCUGGGUCGGUUAUCAAUCUAGGCCUGUUCCGGCUCUUGCGAAUGAUUCGCGUAUUGAGGGCGGUUCGCCUCCUCAUCGCGGUUCCAGAGUUUUAUUUGCUCGUGACUGGUAUCUACUCCGCGAUGAAAGCCAUCGUGUUUGGAUCGGCAAUGCUGCUGUUGGUGAUUCUCUUUUGGGCGGUCGUCGCAGUGGAAAUGUUUCAUCCUUUGCUGGCCGGUGUCCCACCGAGCGAGUGCGAAAGAUGCGGAGACAGCUUCAAGAGCGUUUACGAUGCGGCGAUCACGCUGUUCCAGCAGAUCGUUGCAGGAGACGCCUGGGGCGAUGUUUCCUGGCCGCUGCUUGAACUUCGGCCAUGGACUUCAAUUGCUCUCUUCCUGAUUGUCGUGACUAUCUCUUUGGGGGUCCUAAACUUGAUUUUAGCAGUCAUUGUCGAGAGCGCCGCCGAAGCCAGAGAGAAUGAUUCGGACCAGAAAAUCAAGAACAAGGAAUCAGAAAGGGGCAAGAGCAUGGUGGAGCUAGCUGUGCUGUGUGCAGAUCUUGACAAAGAUGCGAGUGGCACGGUCUCUCUUGACGAACUGUUCUUCGGCUACGACAAUCUACCACAGUUCAAGCGCCUGAUGGAGCAGAUGGAUAUCAAAAGGGAUGAAAUGGAGUUGGUCUUCAACGUGCUGAACAUCAAUGGUAGCGGACACAUUCCUUACCUGGAAUUCUGCAGAAGUCUUGGAAGUUUUUUCAAGCGCGAUCCUGUGAUCAUGCACUCCCUGGUCCAGUGUUCCAUCAUGGACUUGAAGAAGCUGAUUCAACAAGAAGUUGUUAUCUCAAUGAAGCAGCAGCACGAGGAGAUUUUGCAUGAGCACCGCAGAAUUCUGACUGUGCUGCACCCUCAUGGCUCCGCAUCCGGUCGCCCCAGUACAGACCGGCCCACAUGUUCUUCAGAGCACUGUGAGAAGAGCAAAGUCUUCGAAGGCUCCGCUGUCCCACCACUUCAAGCUCAAAUCGCAGAGAUCUCCGGGCCAGACAGGAGGUCGGAGAUUUGGGCGACGUUGGAACAGAUUGACAAGGAGAUGAAGCCGUUGCUGGCAAAAGUUGAGAGUCUGGUGGCAGUGCUUGAUGUGGCAAGCCCUGUCUCAACUGGAGCGAGCGGCACUUCGUACUUUGCAGAGUCCGACAAGCUCGCACUGGAUACCGCGGUCGCGCACGAAUCACUUGGUGUGCGGACCCUGCACUUGAGAGAAGAUGUAGAUGUGCAGAACGCCAGAUUGUCGGAUAAGCUCCAGAGACGACUGGAUGAUGCGGACCUGUUGAAGAAAGGACUUUCCCGUUCCAUCCAGUUGAGCCUACAAAUAGAGUCCGGCCAAGUCGGUCUCCGAGGGUCUAGCACGUGCAGAGAGCCAGGUGCUUUGAAUUCCAAGGUGUACGCUUUAAAUCCGUAG
Messenger RNA from Symbiodinium sp. CCMP2456, 2913 nucleotides. The record is from the annotation of a GenBank genome assembly. NCBI's taxonomy places the organism in Eukaryota, Dinophyceae, Suessiales, Symbiodiniaceae.